Prosopis cineraria is the source of this 722-nucleotide messenger RNA. Its product is annotated as glutaredoxin-C3-like. Gene Ontology annotation, biological process: negative regulation of DNA-templated transcription; anther development. Bases 64 to 438 code for a protein of 124 amino acids. The record is from RefSeq and is a predicted model, not a curated record. Gene Ontology annotation, cellular component: nucleus; cytoplasm. NCBI's taxonomy places the organism in Eukaryota, Viridiplantae, Streptophyta, Magnoliopsida, Fabales, Fabaceae. The transcript has a single exon.
UAGCUUGACACACUCGUUUCUAAGAGCAGCAUCGUCAUAUAGAGACAUUAGUAUAAAGAUAAAAUGCAUUAUCAGACGGCGCCGUCGUGGGGGGGCUACGUGACGACGGUGGUGGUGGGAGACCCGCUGGAGAGGAUAGAGAGAAUGGCGUCGGAGAACGCGGUGGUGAUAUUCAGCGUAAGCACGUGCUGCAUGUGCCACGCCAUCAAGAGGCUUUUCUGCGGCAUGGGAGUGAACCCCACGGUGUACGAGCUGGACGAGGACCCCAGAGGUAAGGAGCUCGAGAGGGCCUUGAUGAGGCUUCUCGGCUGCUCCUCCGUCCUGCCGGUGGUCUUCAUCGGAGGCAAGCUCGUCGGAACGAUGGACAGAGUCAUGGCCUGCCACAUCAAUGGCACUCUCGUCCCUCUCCUCAAGGAAGCCGGGGCUCUCUGGCUCUAGACGCUUCUUCUUCUUGUUCCUAACACAAACACACACUCGCUCUCUUUCUGAGCGCCACGAGUUAUCGUCCCUUUUCCGAUUCUCUUCUGUUUUGGUCAUACUUGUCGCUACUACUGACUUCUCUAUGAAUCCUUCUGUUACUCCAUUCCUAAGUUUUGAUUUUUGUUUUUUAUUUUUGGCUCGUCGGGGGUGAUAUUUGGUUUUGUGAUGCUUUCUUUGAUUUACCCUCCUUUCUCUGUAAAGAAGAUAAGAGUAAAAUGAAAAAAUAUAUAUGUUUUUUUACA